Messenger RNA from Monomorium pharaonis (pharaoh ant), 1937 nucleotides. RefSeq names its product dnaJ homolog subfamily C member 1. Gene Ontology annotation, cellular component: endomembrane system. The transcript has 7 exons. Bases 210 to 1529 code for a protein of 439 amino acids. NCBI's taxonomy places the organism in Eukaryota, Metazoa, Arthropoda, Insecta, Hymenoptera, Formicidae. The record is from RefSeq and is a predicted model, not a curated record.
GGAGGUCGGAGUCGGUUGCGAGCGGCAAUCUGGCAUUUCUGGCAAUGUGGCUAUGUGGCAUCUGCGGCAAAAAAAGGAUUUCUAACCUGACUUCCAAGCGCGUUCGCGCGUUGUCCGAUUAGGUGAAGAAGCGACAUAAUGUCCUAGAACACGGAUUUCACGGAGUGCGCCGGAGAGAAACGCGCGUGUAUUAUAUUAGCUAUGUCUGCAUGCGGUGGACGAAGAUGAAUCUGCCGUUGAUUGUUUUCGGAGUCCUCUGUUUCCUGGACGUAUUUAGGUCCUCUUGCGCAUGGGACAACGACGAGUUGGAAGUGUUCGACGUAGUCGAGGAGGUCAAUCAAAAUUUUUACGAUGUACUAGGCGUUACACAGUCCGCGAACGCCUCGGAGAUCAAGAAGGCUUUCAGACGUCUGUCGUUGCAACUGCAUCCGGACAAAAAUCCAGCGGAAGACGCAGAGUUGCAGUUUAGAAAGUUAGUCGCUGUUUAUGACAUUUUAAAAGAUCCUGGAAAGCGGCAAAAGUAUGACAAUGUGCUCGUUAACGGAUUGCCAAAUUGGCGAUCAGCGGUAUACUACUAUCGUCAUGUCCGAAAAAUGGGAUUAUUGGAGCUGGGUAUUAUAUUGUUCAUAAUUGUCUCAAUAGCGCAGUAUAUCGUAUCUUGGGCGGUAUAUUUUGAAAAACGGUACACUUGUGAACAAGUUUUAGGCAGUAAACUUCAAAAGCUACAAAAGAAGAAUAGAAAAAGCAAAAUGGACGUUCCAGAUUUAGCUGACUUUUUGGAAAAGAUUCCUACUCCAACAAUGUGGAACACCCUUCCAUUUCAAUUACCAAAGUGGAUAAUAGGUUCCAUAAUAGCUACACCUUACACUAUUCGUCUUAUUAUACAACUCAUAAAAGAGAGGAAAGAGAAGAAAAAGCAGGAAGAAGAGGAGGCAUUAGCACAAGAAAACGAACAGCCAGAACCUGAAAUAGUAUCACGUGGGGUCAGGAAACGUAGGGCUGGCUUUACCCCACAAGAGAGAAGUGGUACUAAUUCUAAGGAAACCAUAAAGAAAGAAAAUAGCGAUUAUACGAAUCAUGUCUAUGAGAAACCAGCGGUAUCUGGUGGCUUGUGGACUGAUAAUGAUAUUUUAGAACUGAUAAAAUAUGUGAAGAAGUAUCCUGGUGGAACUCCAGAACGAUGGGAGAAAAUCGCGAGCGUUAUGAAUCGUACGGUCACGGAAGUUACGCACAUGGCUAAGAAGGUGAAAGAGGAAGGUUUGAAGCCUGGUGAAUCGGUGGAGGAAGUUUCUAUGGAAGAAAAACCGAAGAAGAUUAAGACCCGCAGUGAAAAUGCUAUCAGCAAUACCGAGUGGAGUCAAGAACAGCAAAGGUCUUUGGAAGCGGCCUUAACGAAAUAUCCCAAAGGUGCAUCUGUAGAUAGGUGGGAAAAAAUUGCAAAUUGUAUCGAAGGAAAGACAAAGGAAGAAUGCCAAGUGCGCUAUAGACAAUUGGUGGAAUUAGUGAAAAAGAAACAGCAGUCUCAAUAGUUCAAUUUGUAUAGAAUCCUGUUUUCCUGAAUGUACUUUGAGCCAAGAAAUAGUAUUACUAAACAAUACCCCCCCCCCCCAAGUGCAAAAGCGAAAAAAGUGAUAUUACUUGGUUAUAGAAAAUAUCAAUUCGUCUCUUGAAAGAUUAUAAAUUUCCUGCAAAUUCUCUCUCUCUCCCCCCCCUCUCUCUCUCUCUCUCUCUCUCUCUCCCCCCCCUCCUCUCUCUUUUAUACAAAUGGUGUGUCAACUACAUUACUGUAAUAUAAAUAUGCGUCCAUGAAAAAACUGUUAUUGUAAGUUAGAUAUUACAUCUAAGAGAAGGAAAGAAUAAUAGAAAUCUUUCCUAUAUCAUUUUAUUAAAUGUUAUCGAGAAUGUAUUUAUUUAAUAAAUUUAUUAAUUAAUCAAGA